GAACGCAAUUGGUUAGAGCACGGCCCCUCUCUCGGCAGUCGGGUCCUCGUGUCAGUGCACAGUCUGUGUGUGGUACAGCGAGCGCGCGGCGGAGGAGCUGGGUAUACCCAACGGCAGAGCUCGUGGUAUAUUUCACAACGGCCGACAUUUUAAAAAAAUUAACCCGUUUUUUUUUUUUUUUUACACCGAAUAAUAAUCUUUGGACUUACUGGAAGAUUCGCGUACCACUACUGGAUUUAACAUAGGCUUUCUUUUGAAGUUGUCUGCGGUCGACAACUCGUCCCAGUCGAGGGGUUUCCAACGUCCGACCGGACGGAGAGAGAGAAAGAGAGAGAGAGAGACGCUCUCCGCGUCGGGAUCACCGGGGUUUUUUUUAAGGACUCUCAAGAGGGGGUUGCAAAGAAGUAGAGAAGUGUUGUGACGGACAUUUUCCGCCCUCAUCUACUCCUCUGUGGUGACGGUUACAAGUCAAAGGAUAUUAAAGCUUUGUGUCUGGAUCCUACGUUUGUACCUGUACAAGAAGAGAGAGAGAGAGAGAGAGGAGGAGGAAUCAGUCCAGACAAAAGGUACAAAAGGUGACACAUCCAGCGGUUGCUUGGUUGGUCGGGGGGGGGUCUGAGUGCGCGCCUCGCAGCCGAGAACAGGGCUUUGUCCGCCGCCAUCCUGCGUAUACAGGGGAGGGGGUGGCGGUGAUACAUACCGCACCUUCACUGGGAUUAAGAGAGAGAGAGAGAGCACGCCGAAUUCCCCCUGUGGAAAGGACGCGACAUGUAUCCACAAGGCCGGCAUCCGGCACCUCACCAGCCAGGCCAGCCUGGCUUCAAGUUCACCGUGGCAGAGUCCUGUGAUAGGAUCAAAGACGAAUUUCAGUUCCUGCAGGCCCAGUACCACAGUCUCAAAGUGGAGUACGACAAACUGGCCAAUGAAAAGACAGAGAUGCAGCGUCACUACGUCAUGUACUAUGAGAUGUCCUAUGGGCUCAACAUCGAGAUGCACAAACAGACUGAAAUUGCCAAACGUCUCAAUGCUAUUCUGGCUCAGAUCAUGCCAUUCUUGUCACAAGAGCAUCAACAGCAGGUGGCUCAGGCUGUUGAGCGAGCCAAGCAGGUGACAAUGAGCGAGCUGAAUGCUAUCAUCGGGGUACGUGGACUUCCCAAUCUGCCUCUGACUCAGCAGCAGCAGCCACCUCAUAGUGUCUACCCAGCAUUCAUGCAGCAGCAGCUUCAGGCUCAGCACCUCUCUCACGCGGCCCAUGGCCCACCGGUCCAGCUGCCCCCGCACCCUUCUGGCCUGCAGCCGCCCGGCAUCCCCCCUGUGACGGGCGCUGGCUCCGGCCUCCUGGCUCUGGGCGCUCUUGGCAGCCAGGCCCACCUGCCUGUAAAGGAUGAGAAGAAUCACCACGACCUGGAGCACAGAGGCCCCUCAUUGUUUCACUCGCCCCUGGCCAUUCCUCUGAAAGAACGCGAGUCGAGCACGAAUAACUCCGUGUCGCCAUCAGACAGCCUGCGGGCGGCGAGCGAGAAGCACCGCGGCUCUUCAGAUUACGGCCUCGACUCCAAGAAACGCAAAGUGGACGACAAAGACAGCAUGAGCAGAUAUGACAGUGACGGAGACAAAAGUGACGACUUGGUGGUGGAUGUUUCCAAUGAGGAUCCGGCCACCCCUCGAGUCAGCCCCGCUCACUCUCCCCCAGAAAACGGCCUGGACAAGUCACGAGUCCUGAAGAAGGAUGCUGCCCCCAACAGCCCCGCCUCUGUCGCCUCCUCGGGCAGCACGCCAUCCUCCAAAGCGAAGGAUCACGCCCAUAACGACAAGUCGUCCACGCCGAGCCUCAAGUCCAACACGCCGACACCAAGAAACGAGGCUCCAACACCGGGAACCAGCACCACUCCAGGACUGAGGCCUCUCACGAUGGGCAAACCACCCGGCAUGGAAGCAUUAGCCGCCCCCGCCCUGCGCACACCUCUGUCCAUCGCGGGUUCCUACGCCAGCCCGUUUGCCAUGAUGGGUCAUCAUGAGAUGAACGGAUCCCUGACCAGCCCGGGCGUCUACCCGGGUCUCAUCUCACCGCAGAUGAGCGCUGCAGCUGCUGCUGCCUACGGACGCUCACCGAUUGCGGGGUUUGACCCUCAUCCUCACAUGAGAGCUCCAGGCCUGCCAGCCAGCCUCACGUCCAUUUCUGGAGGGAAACCAGCGUAUUCUUUUCACGUUAGUGCGGAUGGUCAGAUGCAGCCCGUGCCCUUCCCUCCAGAUGCACUGAUAGGCCCGGGCAUCCCACGCCACGCCCGCCAGAUCAACACGCUGAGCCACGGGGAGGUGGUGUGCGCCGUCACCAUCAGCAACCCCACGCGUCACGUCUACACCGGGGGCAAAGGUUGCGUCAAGAUCUGGGACAUCAGCCAACCGGGCAGCAAGAGCCCAGUGUCCCAACUCGACUGCCUGAACAGGGACAAUUACAUCCGCUCCUGCAAGCUGUUGCCUGACGGCCGCACCCUGAUAGUGGGUGGUGAGGCCAGCACGCUGACCAUCUGGGACCUGGCCUCACAGACGCCCCGCAUAAAGGCCGAGCUCACUUCCUCUGCUCCAGCCUGCUACGCGCUGGCCAUAAGCCCCGACGCCAAGGUCUGCUUCUCCUGCUGCUCGGAUGGAAACAUCGCCGUGUGGGACCUCCAUAACCAGACUCUCGUCAGGCAGUUCCAGGGCCACACAGACGGAGCCAGCUGUAUCGACAUCUCCCACGAUGGAACCAAACUGUGGACCGGAGGGCUCGACAACACCGUGCGCUCCUGGGAUUUGAGGGAGGGACGGCAGCUCCAGCAACACGACUUUACCUCACAGAUCUUCUCGCUGGGCUACUGUCCCACUGGAGAGUGGCUGGCUGUGGGCAUGGAGAGCAGCAACGUGGAGGUGCUUCACCACACCAAGCCCGACAAGUAUCAGCUGCACCUGCAUGAAAGCUGCGUUCUCUCGCUCAAGUUCGCCUACUGUGGUAAAUGGUUUGUGAGCACAGGGAAGGACAAUCUGCUGAAUGCAUGGAGGACUCCGUAUGGUGCCAGCAUAUUCCAGUCGAAGGAGUCGUCCUCCGUCCUGAGCUGCGACAUCUCAGCAGACGACAAAUACAUUGUGACAGGAUCCGGUGACAAGAAGGCCACCGUGUACGAGGUCAUCUACUAAGACAGAAAGGAGGCUCCUGCUCUGCUUCAGCACUUCCAACCAGAUGACUUUUACUUUUCCUCCGCCGACCAUCUGUGGACCACAACGAGCUGAGACGGACUACCGUUUUUGGAAAACUUGUGGAAAUUUAUGGAGCUGUUGGCCUGAGGAAGCUUGUGCUGGAACAACGUUACCUUUCUUUUUUGGGCGGGGGGGAUUUUUGUGACUUUUUUUCUUGUUUUUUUUCUCCUCGAGAAUAUUUGGAUGUUGACCCGAUGAAGCGGCGCUUCAUUUCUGAGAACCUCGUUUCCCAGACGUCUUGUGAAAAGUGUACAUAUCGGAUUAAAUAAAAGACACAUUAUAUAUAUUAUAAAAAUAUAUAUAUAUAUUUUCA
Larimichthys crocea (large yellow croaker) is the source of this 3547-nucleotide messenger RNA. RefSeq names its product TLE family member 3, transcriptional corepressor b (gene tle3b). The record is from RefSeq and is a predicted model, not a curated record. The coding region runs from base 769 to 3174 and encodes 801 amino acids. Lineage: Eukaryota; Metazoa; Chordata; Actinopteri; Sciaenidae. The transcript has 22 exons. Gene Ontology annotation, molecular function: protein binding; transcription corepressor activity. Gene Ontology annotation, cellular component: nucleus; transcription regulator complex. Gene Ontology annotation, biological process: regulation of DNA-templated transcription; negative regulation of canonical Wnt signaling pathway.